UGCGGUAGGUUAACCCGAUUCGGAUGGGCCAGUCCACCGGGGGAUUCUGUCGCGUUCGGUGUCGGUGUCUUUGCUUGGCGGAACAUUACCAUUUUCCACACGCGGACUUUACGCGAUGCGAUUCGCGUGCUUUUGUGAUUGGACGCAGCUGUAAAAGGAUAUGCGUACGGUGUAGUAGUCCUUGAAGUGGCGCGAGAUUCAUCCGCUGUGAACAAUCUCCCUGUAAAAUCCAAAUUGGAGUGAGUCCCAGUGGUGCGUGGUAGUUGUAAGUGGCCAUCAUCUUACUCGCGAGUGACGACAAUCACACGUGUUUGUGGCAAAGGAAAGGAUAUUGCCUACGCGGUGCAGAACCAGUGUCGAAAUCCUGCUGGAGUGCUUUUACUUCCGGAAUUCGCCAAACAACAACAAAAAAAAAGCUCCUAGGAUUGAAGUCGCGCCGAGCGACCACAGCCACCGCCACCAAGAUGAUGUGAUUGUGGCUCCCUCACGGACGCAAGCAUCGAGCAACAAUCUGCUUAUGCUGCUGACGGUUUUCGGUUCGGUUCGAGGACACACAGCCACAUGAGCCUGAGCUCAGAAUUAAUCGCAAAACAAUGGAAGCCUUAAUCUGGUUCGCCGAUCGGGUGGAAUACGCAAGCUCAUGAAGAGAAAUAAAUCGAACCGUGGCGUGGCGUACGAAAGUGAAAACGCCGCACGUUACAGGUAAAGGAGAGAGGAAAAAAAGAACAAAAAAUUAAGUUAAAAAUAUAGAAGGACUAAAGCAUCGUAGAAUUGGAGCACGACACGCAAAAGCGAAGGACCCAGGAACGGAGCAAAAAGUACCGAACGAAAGCAGAUAAACGUGUGCUUUAAAUGAAAUAAUACAUCAGAGAACUCCCACAGACACACAAACACACACACGUACAAUAACGAAGGACAUUGUUGGUGGUUCUUGGUGUGCGGCAGGUCGUAAGUCUUGCUGUGUGCAUAGCAAACGGCGAGGAUACGGCGAAAGAAAAAGGGCACUCACGACGCCGACGACGAUGAUGAUGAGGAUGCUAAUGAUGCCCGGCACGAUAAAGAACCUUCGGGCGAAAUCUGCUGCCUGAGGGACAUCACUUGCCCGGGGAAUGGGGGGGUCUUGCUGCAGGCGGAGUAUAAACAUAAAUAUCAUCUAAUUUGAAUUCCCGUACAAUAACCACCGAAACUGCUCGCCGUACGGAUAAAAAACGUUAAACGCCGUCCAGAUUGCUGCUGUCUGAUGUCCAGAGUGCUGCAACAGUGAGAACGAGGAGGAAAAAACACGCAGCAUCUCAAACAAAGGCAGACUCGUUGUCCCUUUUUGGGAUUCGUUGGCAGCGGAUUGGCGAAACGCAGAUUCUACAGUUCGGCAGGGAACGGCAAAAGAACUCUCGAAACAAAGCACGGCUGAUCGCAAAUUCUGAGAGCCUCUCGUUUUCCCCCUUUUCUUCCCAUUCCUGGACUCCCCAUUCCGGAUGACGCGGAACAGCGGGUUUGGUAUCGGUUUGGCAUGUUUAUGUUUAUGUUACUAAACGAUAAACCCAUCCCGUGUCGGCGAUCAACAAUGACCAAACAAUUAGCCAGCGCCCGGUCAAACCAGGUCCGGUCGGAUAGUAGGACCCCGAGCGAAUGGGUACCGGCACGCGGUGAUGCUGCAUCGGUCGGCCAUCACCGUCUGAGCUGAGGGUGGUGGGAUUUAUUUGCGAAGGCAAUUGCCUGUGCCGGCGUUUCCGCCAGCUCCGGUGCAGCUGUAUGCAAUCGGGCGGAAGUGGCGCUAGAUUACCGUCUGGCCGUAGUUUGUGGUCGAGAAGGGCGAACCCUGCAAACUGCUUACCCUUACUGCUUGUGUAGUUUGAAGUCGCGUUUCGGAAUAAAGACAGUCUCGGCAGGAUGAAUCCGCAGCCCCGUGCCCAUCGGAAGCCGCCCGACGUGGAGGAGGCCCUCUCCUCGAUGCUCUGGACACCGUACGACAAUAACCUUUCCGAGUCGGACUCGUCGGACGAGAUGGAGGUGCUGCAUCGGGUCAACAACAACAGCUUCUUCGGAACUGGGCCAAACCAAGACCACCGGCGUCAUUCGCACCGGCAGCAACAGUCACUGAUGCGAAGAAGUCUUUCCGCGUGGAGCUAUCGAAACCGGUGCCCGGGAAAGCCGAGCCCGGCCGGUGACGGUGGUGAGCCGGUUGGGAAUCGGUUUAGCUAUCCGUAUUACGAUCAGCCCGAGCUUGCCGGUGGUGGGUUUGGUGCAUUCGGUGGCGGUUUGGCUGGCGGUUGGUACGGGUACGGUGGCACCAUCAAUAGCACCAACAACAACCACUACUACCACCACGGCAUUAAUGGCAGUUCCUAUGGUUAUCCCGGGCUCACGACGGGCCCGGUCACUAGCAGCAGAAGUUCCUACAGCUUUCAGCCGAACGGUGAGCACGAACGAGCAGCAGCAGCAGCACCUUGGCAAACGUUGACGACUGCGGCCGACCGAAGCAUCGAAAAGCGACCGUAUCUGCAGCAGCAGCAGCAGCAGUCCCAGCUCCAUACACCGUUUGUUGGCCGCUGGCAGGGUGGUGUUGGGGCAUCGCAGCUGGAACCAUCUUCGCUACCGUUCAGUUUGCUCGCACUGGACAGUUUCAGUGUCACCGGGGCUACCGGGACGGCGGCCGUACCGGGCGGCAGGGACGUUGACGGGUUUGCUGACAGCUACCAGGACGAUUAUCAGGUUUACUCCGGUGCUGGAACGGGCGAGAACGGGGCCUCGGGCUGCAGCAGCAACAGUACGCCGGACGGCAGCAACAUAAACAGCAUUAACAACAACAUCGAUGGUACCUGCAGCAACAACAAUAACAACAACAGUUUGUGCAUAAUUUCCGCAAUGCUCCGUCCACCGACGGACAGUGGCAACGGUGGAGACCUACAUUUUCCGACCAAACCGCCCGACCACCGUUGGCAGGUGGGAAGGGUGACGAGCCUCGCCAGCACCAGCACCAGCACCGCCACCCUAGGGCAGCAUAAUUCCAGCAUAAACACAACGACGCUUGCACCCUUCCCGUACGGUGGUGGUGUUGGUGCGGUCGUGGAUGCGAUCUCACGCACACCAGCACAACCAGCAAUGGCAGUAGAAGGGGACGGACCGACGAUGCCCGGUUCGGCGGCGGCGUGCGCCGACAGCACGUUUAAUUGUGUGCGGCAAGCGAACGCAGCAACAUCGACGUCGGUGCGUCGUGCGGACGGUGCGCAAGCGGAUCGUGUUCGCAGCAGCAGCAGCAGUGGUGAGCUCGUCGAUCAGCAACAAACGGUGACAAAGAGUGUUGGUGCAACGAUGCGGCUGAACGUACCGGCGGCCGGGCUGGCCGAGGGUGGCAGCCGGACCAGUGUGUACAUCCCGUCGACGGACGGCAGCGGCAGUGGUGGAGGUGGUGGUAGUGGAGGGUUGAUGUUGCCCGCGCUGACGAUCCAGGUCAAUCGGCUGGAUCCAAACAAUCAGCAGCAGAAUGAUGUCGUUAACAAUGCGGCGUCCGGUGUGAGCAUAGUGAGCUGUUACCGUGCGGCCAAACCGACGACGAGCCCGGGCCAAACCGGUGUGGCCGAGUGUGGCCCAGCGGGGCCGGUGGAAGAUGGUGGUGAAGUGGCGCAGUGUAUUGGCGUGGAGCGUGAUGAGCAGCGCAGUGAGGAUCGCCUGGAAGCGAUCGAUGAGCGCGGUGUAAAUACGAGUGCGCUUGGCACGUCCGAGCAAAUGGUUCAAGUUUCUAGUGUUGAGCGGCUAAAUGUCGCCGGGGAAGAGAAAAGUGUCGAGGUGGAAUGUGCUAGUGGUGGUGGUAGUGGAGGGUCUCCUGUAAGUGCGAUCAGUGCAGUGGGUGUCACAUCCCGUACCUUUACGUCAACCGAGGCUCAAACGGAUGAUUCGAUCCAACAGUCUCAACAGCUCCAACAGCAGCAACUGCAACAACUGCUCCUGCCCCAUCCGACGGCCGCAUUCAUCGGCAGCUCGCCAUCGGUCACCGGCCAACCGGAGCAACCGAUCAUGACGACCAUGCUUGGGCCGGGGUCGGAGUUCAGUACGCGGGAGCAUCGGCGGCGGGAACGGCGCGAACGGCGGCAGGCCCGCAAUCGGCUGCAGCACAUACACCCGCUCGAGCCACCGCCUCCGCUGCACCGAUCGCCCCCGCCCAUCGAGAUCAUACCCGACAUACUGCACAGCCAUCUGCCACCGCCGUACACGACCCUGCCGAUGGGUGCCUCCCUCAUACCGCAGAUGAUCCCGGCGAAUGCGGUCGCGGCGGCGGCGGCGGCUGCAGCAGCGGCCGCCAUACCGGUCCGGGCUGCCGAUGAUUGCCGCUACACGUUUCCGAUACCGAUCAUGCGAAGUUCACCAUCGGAACGAUCGCGUAAAGGAUGCUGUGGCCACUGGUUCGCAGGACCACCGCUGAGGGCACUCAUCGCCGUGGUAGCCCUCGGUGGAGUGGCCUGUGCCUUGGGCGGCGCUGCGCUCGGAGCAACGGGCUUGGCCGGUUCACCAACGUCCCAUCUUACUGCUGCCUUAUUAAUGAUAGGUGUUGGAGUGAUUCUAGUGACGGUGAGUGGGGCAGCGUGGCGUAUGACUGCACCGGGUGCACCGCCCUGUCUGGGGCUCGGAUCGACCGUAGAUCUGGGACGCUGCUCGCGGAGACCUUGCGGACGGGGUGGCAGUACACCGCACGGGUUGCUGUAUCCCGAGUUCCAGCACAGGCCGCCGCCACCAUCGUACCAAGCGAGUAUGCAGGAAUACAGAUUAAGAUUGCUGCUACUGGACCGGGACCGACAGUCGGGAAGGAUGCGAAGUACGGCCUCACCGCCACCGACCUAUCGAUCCAACGUGGGAAGCCUUUUAAGAAUACCCCUCAGCUCGCGCUACAACAACGGCAGCAGCAACAGCAUAUUCGGUGGCAUUAGUGGCAUAAUCAGUGGCGCCGUCGGUGGUGGUGGUGGCUCGAGCAACAGUGUGAACAAUGCGCCACCAUCAGCGCACAUCCAGGCGGAUCUGCAAGUGAACAGCUCCCCGAACCCGUACGGUUCCGAUGGCCAUAGUACGCUGCCGCCCAGCUAUCGGUCGGUAAAUCUUCAACAUUCGCCAACGGUAGCCACCGACACACUUCAGCGGCCAUCUCAACAGUCGACCGUACCGUCAGGAACGUCAGCGAACGGUGCUUCUCCGUCGGCGGGCGUUGUGCGUAGCGGAAGCAACCCUGCUCCUGCGGAGAAGGAUGCGAACCUAAUAAGCGGUGAUAAUAUGCACCCGACGGCUGGACCGAACCGUACGAGCGCGACGGGUGUGAAUCAUCAUCAUCAUGCACCGUCCAUAAUUAAAAUCGACGAUCGAUGCAACGCGGCAGAUGAGCAGGGAGUCGUCGGUUCGCGACAGCGAAAUUCAAUUCCCAACUCUGUGUCUCUAAUUGAUACCGGCAGUGAGGAGUUGCUGCCGGCGGGCGGUGGCGAAGCAAGCGGCGCUGCCGCCGGUAGCAACAAUGCGGGCAACAUAAACAGCAAUAGUAGUAGGCUUUGUCCGGCUGGAAGCGUUCCCACCGCAAACAGCAACAGUAGCGUUCCAGCAGGAGCAGCCGGCAGUAGCAAGGAUCUGGUUACGAUUGUUACCAUAUCCGGCACGAUCGAACCAUCAGCAACGGGAGCUAGCCGGUCGGUUUACACUAGCGGUAGCAAUGGUAGCGGAAACAACAACCCGGCUGGUGCAGGAACUGGGGCCACAUGUACAUUAUUAAACUCUAACUCAACGCCACUGCUGGCCACAGUUAUACCGGUCAGCAAAUGCACCCCAACCGCCACCCCAACAACGACGACAACAGCAGCAUCCUGCGGGGAUGUGUGAGGGAACGCGUAGGACCGGGAAGGAUUGUUUUUUUAUUUAGUAUAUCCACACACAGUUACCGGAAGUACGGCCCGCGCUAGGAGCGUUCUGUUUCACGUGCCCGAACCUGAUAAGCCAUGAAAAUCUAGUUUUUGUUUGCUUUUUCUCACAUCCAAUCCCAUGCACCGGGUUUUCCCCGCCACAAAGGCACAGAAGUUUAGAGUGCCUGGGAGUCAUCUGUUCCCUGUGAGGUCACCGCCACUGCUGUUGACUUCCUGUUUGCCGACCGGAGGAGAAAGCAGUAUAGUUCGGGACAGUAUGUGGUCGUCUAACAAACGCAAACCAACAAACCAACCAACCAACCACACACACACGCAAACGCACGCCACGGUGUACCGGGAUGUGACGGGGAAACUUUUCUUUCUACAUAUAUACACUGGACUAUGGGGCAGUUGGGAUCAUGGGAAGCCUUUGCCAGGGGACAGGAAGAUUAGAGCAACCUGGACUCUAGGCUUUGGGGUUUUUGAGUAGCGCUUGAAUCAUUAAACACGUGUAACAUAGGGGAUUUCUUCGGGAGGACCUGUAAGAGAGCCUAUCACUUAGAGGGGAAAAUGGGUCAGUUGAGGUUACUUAGCUACUCUCGAGAGCGUUUCAAGGUAGAGCGAGAUCUUGACUAUCAACCUUGAUUUUUUGUUACGAAAAUCGGCAAUUUUUUCUCUAUCACCCGUUAGUAAAUCACGAUCAAAAGACAAAAAUUCAAAUUUGACAGCAACUACAUUUCGUCCGUUAAAAUGCUGUCAGUUUCCGUCAGAAUAGGCUGUCACUUAAAAUCUCACCUCGAGAUCUCCUUCUGCCAGAAAGCGCUCACCUCUCACACACACUUGCACCUACGUGUAACCAUGGGCAACGUACGCACAAGGACUUGCAGAUCCUUUUACCGAUUUAGCGUCACUUUCGGUGUGGCAUGAAAUGGUUAAUCCUGACUUCAUAUGGCAAAAAAUAUCCUUCAAAAGGGGAACCCCGGACCGGAAAAGACCGUCACCACACAUACAAACCCGUACGUGUCGUAACGGAGCACUUACAAUGGGAUCGAAUUCCGGUCGAGUAGAAUGUGACCGACUGCCCGGGUUAGUAGGGAUGGGCGUCGAAGCGAGCGAGCGAAGCUGAGAGUAAAAUAGAUUAAUUUUUAAUUUAAUAUGUGCCUGAAUUAUGAAACAACUCGGAUGCUGCCUGCUCAUGCUGCUACCACCGAGCGGUCGAGGGUUGAGAAAGGGGAAUGAGAUUUUUCCCGAGUCAAUGUGUCCCUUGCACGGAUUCGCACUGCUACUAUGUGUAGCUCGGUGUGGAAAAGAUGGACGGAUGUGGUCAUUUUUUGUGGAGCUCUUCUCCCCUAGCAACGGGGACGGGUUCCGACGGGGCCGAAUUUUGAGUCGUUUAUUUUUACGGUUUUCGAUAUUAUAAUUUUUCCGUGGUGUGUUCUCCGUUUAUGCCCUUUCCCGGUAGCGAAAUAAUAAAAAAAACCAACCCACCAACCCGGCUUUAAAUGGUCAUGGCCGAGAUUUUACUAUUUCGCUUCACAUCGUCCGAUCCCUUGGGUAGUGGAUGCACAUGUGUGUGUGUGUGUGUGUGUGUGUGUGUGUGUGUGUGUGCUUGCAUAGUAUAUUUCAUUCUAUCUCGUUAGCGUCAUCGCUUAUAUGCUUUUCGGCACCUUUUCUGGCGCCGGCCUCUUUUUUUUAUCAAAAAUAUAUUUUACAUCACACCGAAGACCGCUAGAACCAGGAGAAAGGUCCCCACACCCCCAAGCACCAGAGUGUAUUUGCGUGCGCAUCUGUACAGAGAGUGUAGAAUUGGAUGAAAAGGAAAUGAAGUGUGUGUGUGUGGGUUUUGUUUUUCCCGCUGAUGAAUAGAGCGUUUUUAUUGUUAGUAAUUUAAUACAGAAGCAGGUCCCUGUAGCGGGGCCGAAGUGAAUCAAAACGACACGCAUAACCGCACGCACCGUCUAAGCACCGUGUGGUUCAUCCUAUUAUCAGAAUUACCAUAAAGCGGGAGGCACAGAAGAUAUAUAGAAGUAGGGAAAAUGUGUUAAAGAAACCGGGCGGCCGAAGAGAUGUUGUUGAAGAGUGUGCGAACGGUGCGGAUUAACGUGUAUUUGAAUCGUGUCGUGGUUGCUAGAUUGACACGUGUGUAAAUGGAUGGAAGGCAGCGGAGAGAGAGACAGAAAGGGACAGGAGAGAGAGGGUCGGUGAAUGUUAACUCAUCAUAUUUUCAUUCUAUAUGUAACCAAAGAGAGCAUGAAAGGAAAUAAAGAGCGAUAAAUUCUAAAACCUUAAA
This is a messenger RNA of Anopheles stephensi (Asian malaria mosquito), 8163 nucleotides long. RefSeq names its product mucin-19. The coding region runs from base 1891 to 5853 and encodes 1320 amino acids. The record is from RefSeq and is a predicted model, not a curated record. NCBI's taxonomy places the organism in Eukaryota, Metazoa, Arthropoda, Insecta, Diptera, Culicidae. The transcript is spliced from 7 exons.